UACUGGGACAGUGGUGGCUGCUACCGUCUGUCCCAGCUGGGCUGCAAGUGCUUUCCGAGAGUCAGCGCAGUCCCUGUCUCCGCAGCAAUGUUUCAGCCAGAAGAUGUAGGGCAGGAUCCAGCGAUAGCUGAUCAGCUUCCCUGGAUUUCGCUGACGCCACAGGAAAGCUUUGCCUGAAGAUGGAAACACUGGAGUCGGAACUGACCUGCCCUAUCUGUCUGGAGCUGUUUGAAGACCCGCUGCUGCUGCCUUGUGCUCACAGCCUCUGCUUCAACUGCGCGCACCGCAUCCUGGUCUCCCACUGCGCCACCAACGAGCCGGUGGAGUCUAUCACCGCCUUCCAGUGCCCGACCUGCCGCUAUGUCAUCACCCUCAGCCAGCGCGGUCUAGACGGGCUCAAGCGCAACGUCACCCUGCAGAACAUCAUCGACAGGUUUCAGAAAGCCUCGGUCAGCGGGCCCAAUUCACCCAGUGAGACCCGCCGGGAGCGGGCAUUCGACAGCAACAGCAUGUCGUCCUGCGAGAAGGUCCUCUGCCAGUUCUGCGACCAGGACCCUGCCCAGGAGGCAGUGAAAACCUGUGUUACCUGCGAGGUGUCCUACUGUGAGGAGUGCCUGAAAGCCACUCACCCUAACAAGAAGCCAUUCACCGGCCACCGCCUCAUCGAGCCCAUCCCGGACUCUCACAUCAGGGGAUUAAUGUGCUUGGAGCAUGAGGACGAGAAAGUUAACAUGUACUGCGUGACUGACGACCAGUUAAUCUGUGCCUUAUGUAAACUGGUUGGGCGACACCGUGACCAUCAGGUGGCAGCUUUAAGUGAGCGCUAUGACAAGCUAAAGCAAAAUUUGGAGAGUAACCUCACCAACCUUAUUAAGAGGAAUACUGAACUGGAAACUCUUUUGGCGAAACUCAUUCAGACCUGUCAACAUGUAGAAGUAAAUGCAUCCCGCCAAGAAACCAAGCUGAUGGAAGAAUGUGACCAGCUUAUUGAAAUAAUCCAGCAAAGACGACAAAUAAUUGGAACAAAAAUCAAGGAAGGAAAGGUGGUGAGGCUGAGAAAACUGGCUCAGCAGAUUGCAAACUGCAAACAGUGCAUUGAGCGCUCAACGUCCCUCAUCUCUCAGGCUGAACAGUCGCUGAAGGAGAAUGAUCACGCUCGCUUCCUGCAAACUGCUAAAAAUAUCACUGAAAGAGUUUCCAUGGCAACGGCAUCCUCCCAGGUUCUAAUUCCUGAGAUUAAUCUCAAUGAUACUUUCGAUACAUUCGCACUUGAUUUCACCAGAGAGAAGAAAUUGUUGGAAUGCCUUGACUACCUUACAGCUCCCAACCCACCCACUAUUCGGGAAGAGCUCUGUACAGCUUCUUACGAUACCAUUACUGUCCACUGGACGUCAGAUGAUGAGUUCAGUGUGGUCUCUUACGAGCUGCAGUACACCAUCUUCACUGGACAAGCUAAUGUUGUUAGUUUAUGCAACUCAGCCGACAGCUGGAUGAUUGUUCCCAAUAUCAAACAAAACCACUACACAGUGCACGGGUUACAGAGUGGCACUAAGUACAUCUUCAUUGUUAAGGCCAUUAAUCAGGCAGGCAGCAGAAGCAGCGAGCCCGGCAAGCUCAAGACAAACAGUCAGCCAUUUAAACUGGACCCCAAAUCUGCUCAUAGAAAAUUGAAAGUGUCUCAUGAUAACUUGACAGUGGAACGUGAUGAAACAUCCUCCAAAAAGAGUCACACACCAGAGCGAUUCACGAGCCAAGGGAGCUAUGGAGUAGCUGGCAAUGUGUUCAUUGACAGCGGGCGGCAUUACUGGGAAGUGGUUAUAAGCGGGAGUACAUGGUAUGCCAUUGGUAUUUCCUACAAGUCAGCACCAAAGCAUGAGUGGAUCGGGAAGAAUUCUGCCUCCUGGGUGCUUUGCCGCUGCAAUAACACAUGGGUGGUGCGGCACAACAGCAAAGAAAUCCCCAUCGAGCCUGCGCCUCACCUCCGACGGGUCGGGAUUUUGCUGGACUAUGACAAUGGUUCCCUUGCUUUUUACGAUGCUUUGAACUCCCUACACCUUUACACUUUUGACAUUACAUUUGGGCAGCCGGUGUGCCCCACGUUCACUGUGUGGAAUAAGUGUUUGACCAUUAUAACUGGCUUGCCUAUCCCUGACCACCUAGACUCCUCCGAGCAGCUCGCAUGACUGCUAAAAGCCAAAAGGUAGGACGACACAUCUGCCCAGGGUGGCCAGGCAGCUGCCUUCCAGGGCUUGCCCAGAGCUGGGGAACUGCAUGGCAUCCCAGCUGUCGCUGCCAAAUCCAGCUGGAACUGAAAGGAGGAGAAUAUCUCUUUUCUGUGUACUUUGUAAAAAAGGACAAGACAUGGCUUUAAUAGUAUCUUAGAACUUUCUUUGCAGUUGGUUUUGGUUGGUUGGUUUUGUAUUUAGUCUCUUACAGGAAGAUUUAUAAAUUAUUUAUAAAAAAAAAAGAAAAAAAAAAAAAAGAGAGAAGGGAAAGCCUGGUUUGGACAUCUGGAAAAUGACUUCUUUGUUUUGCACAUUGACGGUCCUAUUAAUUAAAGUUUCAUCAGCCCUUUACAUCAUUUUAUUUUGCAGUGGAUAAAAGCAGGAAAUUGGAAGGAUGAAAACUGCGCAGUGGACAAGUCAGUAUACUGCAGGUUUUACUCGUGCCAAUGUUAACAUUCUCAUUACCAGUCUUACUGACUGUGAGCUCUCCUAAUUUCUACUUUGCACAUGGGAGUGUGCAGACCAAAAAGAACAAAAAUAAACAAGUGAGGAAGUGAAGCUAGCCAACACAGCAGAAAAAGAAAGUUUAAUUUACUUCUGUUCACAGGGCUGUGCUCUCCCUGUUCAUAAAAAACAUGUGGAAUAUCUCCUAGAAAUGUGAGUGGAUAAAUCAUCUGGUGAUUUAUUUUAUUGAUGGCAACGUUCCCAUCUACCAGUGCUUCGCUUUCAUCUUUGGGAAACAGUGUAGAAUCACUGAGGAUGUGAAAGACUGAUAUCAUCUCUGAGAAUCAGCAACACUGGAGGAGAGCAGCCAAUCCAAGGUCUGACUGUAGACUAAUUUGAUAAAGCACGGCAUCAUUUAAGGGUUGAUUGUAAUAGAAGAUGUCACGGUUCUGAUGGUAGACAUGUGAAUGCUUAUUGCUGAUUUUACAAGGUUCAACAUAGCAAGCCCAGCCAACAGCUAGGAAGUGAGACAUGUGCCACUUUACCAUUUCUUUUAAAUUAAGUACAAAUGUUUCAUUGUCAUACACUAUGCAGUCUCUAUAACAAAGCAAGGAAAUCUGUUUUACAUGUGCUGUAUGGAGAAACACUGCAGCUGGUUUGCUCAUAGUUACCAUUGUUCUGGGUUGUUUGGGAAAGCACAGUCCUCUUUGUGAACGAGGAGUAAACAGCAAGUUUUUAGCAGCAGCAGGAAUCUGCAUGGGUAGGCUCCAUGUUCAUCCUGGUAUGGGUGGAUGAACUUCAGGGAAGGCAACAGAGGUUGUACCUACUUUGUCUCAAAGGUGAAUCAGGUGCAUUUUUUUUUCUCUUUCCCUCCUACAGAACAGAAUCCCUUUGUAAUUACUACAAUGUUUACGUAUAAAUGAUCAUUUUUGGAAAUGCUUGAGGCAUAUGACAACACUAAAAAAAUGGUUUUCCUACAGUGUUUUGUUGUUACUAUGCAAGUGGUGAAAAUCUGCCUGUGUAGAAAAAGGGUGAAUUGAAUAUGAGCUUUAGGAAAAGAUUUGCUCAGUAAUUUAUAACCAUGCUUCUGGUGUCUUUUGAAAAGGAUGCCUUAAUGCACUUUUUUCCACUAAUGGGUCCAUAAUAAACUGGUCCCAAGCUCAGUUUCAGAUUUUUAAAAUACUGAUUCUCCAGGUACAAAGCUGUACUACAGUUUGCCUUAUGAUGAUGUAGAAAACUUAUGAGCAAAAUAAGGAAUACAUACAUGCUUAUUUGAUUUUUCCCCUUUUUUAACAGAAAAUAAAUGCUUAUCUAUGUUCCUUUGAUUUCCCUUUACAUGCCCUUCUAACUGCUGAAUUAAAUGGAGAAAAGUCUGGCAGUAUGUUAGAGGAACCAUAGCUUUCAGCUGGGGCAGCAUCCCAUGGUUCACAGGCUGGAGUCACUGAUCUUUCCAGAGUUGACAUAAGUAAGGGAAAAUAGUGUGUACAUAUAAUGAACUGCGGUGUUUAUCAUAGUGUCUUUAAUAAUCAAGAAACCUAUACUCUCAAAAAUGAAAAAGUAAAUAAAUCCUCAAACAUUACAUUUUAUAAUUGAGCACAAUGUUAUCAACACAAUCUGAUGUCAUUGCCCAGAUGAUCUGGCCUGGGAUAUUUGGGAGGUAGCUGAGAUGGCAUGAAAGUUAUUAUAAUGAGUUAACAGGAGAUGAAUGAUACAAAGCAGUGAUAAAAAGAUGCAGGAGGAAAGGAGUUUUAAUCUAGGAUUAUUGCCAAGUUUCUGCCUAAAAGGAAAGGGUGUAUCACCUAAGUACAUGCAGCAAAGCUGUGUGUCUUCUUUUUUGCCAGAAAUAUUAAAUUUAGAAGCUGAUUUCAGUAGUGGACAAACUGAAAAUGCUGUUCAGUGUUUGGCCAUACAAUGUUGGCAGAGAUUGAGCUGGAUGGAAUAAUACCGUGAAUUUGGAAAGAUCCCAAAUGAUCUCACAUAUUUUCAUUGUAAAGAUAGACCGUGAGUCUAAAGACAGGUUAUGGUUUUGGCCAAUAGAAAAAGAACGGUCUGUUAUCUAGAGGCCGUGCUGUAUCAUUUUUAUUUUAACACAGAAUACUUCAUUUGGAACUAAGCCACAUUUCUCCAGUGGACUAUUAAUUCAGUCAGUACUCUUUGUGCAUAUGUUUGUGUAUAUAUGUACACAUAUGUAUGAGUACACACACACCAGUAUAUGCACAAAUAUAGUGUGUAAUUUGUGUAUUUGCAUACAUACAUACAUACACACACAAACUGACAGUAACUGGUCAGGUGUUCCUUUUUUGCUUGUUUCUUGGACAAUUUUAUGUUCUGUAUGACUAUGAGGAAACAAGUUUGCUAUGAAUGGUAUUCUUCUGGACAUUUUUUAACAAACAAAAUCUGUUUAUUUUACAAUACUUGAUUCAAUGCCUGAUAAAUCAAUAAAAACAUCCAUGUGAAAACGUAGCUUCUCUGGUCUGUGGCAUUUUACAUGGUCCAUAGCAAUCAAUUGAAAUCUGAGGGCAUGGUAAUAAUCCUUGUGUAAAAAUAAAACGUGGUACUUUAAUGUAGUGUGCAGUAUUAGAUGAGGGGAUUCCCUGGUUUUUGAAAGUUUUGUGACUAGGAAUGAGGUAGCAUUGUAUAAUGCUGUGUUUAACAAAGGCAGGUUUUUGAGGAAUAGUCUGCCGAGAUGCAAGCAAUGAAUGUAGUAGAUAAAGUCUCUGUUGGUAUGAUGAUUAUUUCAAAGCUGUAUUUGAAACCCAAGUUGGUAUUCAGCAGAGUUAGAGCAAACUAUAGCACAGUCUCUUUAGAAGACAGUAGCAUCGUCUUGGAAUGGUCAAACCUUGAGGUAAUGGAAGGAUGGGGGACUUUUUUCCCUUUGAGGCCGGAUAAGAUUUUCCAUGUGUCAGGCUCCCAUGUUUUAAUGCACAUCUAAUAGGGAAAAAAUAAUUCAGGAAUGGGCUGUACAUCAUAAAUCAUUUAGCAGACUGUCUCCAGCCCACUGUAGUUUCCCAUUGUUGUCUUUCAGGGAGCAGCAAAGUUGCUAUGUCUUCUUUGUCUGUUUGGGUAUCCCAUUUCUCAAUUGCUCAGUGAAGAGACCCUCAUUGAGCAGUGUGUCCCAAAGGUAGGAAGCAUAAUAAUCCCUAAGGUGUGGGUACACUGAAAAGUUGGAAAUUUGCAAGUACAGGUGAAAACACAUGCACAUUUUUCAUUAUAUUAGCAAUAGUAGGUCACUAAACAGCAGUGUGCAUCAUCUGUUUUAAUCUUGCACCUUAAUUGCGAAGAGUAUAUUCUUUCCAUGUUAGAAAACGCAGCAGGACACCAUUGACAGCAAAAUUGAAGUGUCAGCUCUUUAAGCAGUUCAUUUUGAGAUGACCAGCUUUUACAGCACUAUGAGGAACUAUUGGCCGUGGGAGAUUUCAUUAAACCAUUAUUUGACAUCAAACACAUUAUAAGUAUUUUUUUCAUUAUUCUUGUCUAGUAGUUCCCAGAGUCUGCUUUUAGUUACAGCAGCACAAAUUUCAGAUAAGCCCAUGCACCAAAACGAAGUGAGUAUUGCUAGUGUCUCUCAUCCGUACCACCAAAACUGAGGCUAUUCAUUUUAAUUGGAAACACUGCCUUCAUUUCUGGUUUAGGAGUGAAGAAGUGUUGGACGCACACAGCAAGUACACGCUGGGCCACCUCAGUAACUUGGCCAGGGGACGCCUGGACCGAAGGCCAUUGGAGGGGCUGCUUUGGGAAUCCAGUCAUAGACAAAAAAUGUGCACAGGUUGCAUAUGUAGUGAUGUGCUGGCAACUUUCUUGUAACACCAUUUCUAAUGUCUUUUCACAUACUGGUCUUUCUACUAGUGGAAGUGUAUAUUAAGAUACAGGAAUGUAAAAUGCAAUAUUGUCCUGUGGUUUUGGGUCGGUUGCCCAUUUAGAAAAUAGCACAGUGUUCUGAACUUCAGCCUUAACUUUUGUCUUUUACACACGGAGGGAAGCCCUGGUCACUCCCAAAUGCUGAUGGUAGGUGUUUUAGAUUAUGCUGAGCUAUUUCUUUUUAUUGUGCUUUCUGAAGUGAAAGAAGCUCUUUUUACGUUUUAACCUUUGAUUUAGCACUUGGUUGUCAUAUAAAAAAAUCCAGAGACCAAAAAUCAAUGUUUCUAAGAAUGUUUCAAUGUGGAUAAGACUCUUGGUUUAGACUGUGAGGCUUAAGGCAUCUGCAUACAUAAGUCUCUGUACCAGGAUAGACUGAUUCAUGUGGAAGGUGAACAGUAAAGAUACAAGUGUUUUCUUCUGAGGUAGGCUUUUGCAUUAACUCCACUCUUGAAGUAGACUAUUCCUUUUCUUUAAUUUUAUAAAAUUGGUUUUCUAUUUCAAGUGCAGACCAUGUUAGUAAGAUUGUAAGUAAUAUAAUUUCUCACCAUGCUACUUAUUUUAGCAAGCCUUACCGGGUCACGUGCCUCUGGCAGUUUGCUGAACACAUCAGCUGCAACCAUAACCUUUGCAACAUCACCUCUAACGUAUGGACUAAUGUUUAAGCCAUUGAUCAAGUAUAUAAUUUUCCCAGGUGGGAUUCAUCUUGCUUUGAGUAAGGAACUCUAGCACAAAUGGUGAUACCAGUUCAGUGUGAGAGGUUCAUAUAUUUCACAAAGAUGGUAUAGGAAAGAUAUAGGCUUGAAUACUAUCAACGCUGAGGCAGUUCUAGUUUAGAAGCAUGGCAAUGUAUUAGGAAGGCAUGAAGUCUUCUGCUACAAUGUGAUCAACAGUGUCAUUAUUGCCGCUGCCUGAGAGAGGGACAGAGGUAGCAAAAAAUUCUGCAUCAGCGCGGAGGGAGGUCAUUCAGAGUGACAGGACAGCUGGAAACCUGCCAACGCUACCUGCCCUGGCACCAUGCUGCAGGUCUGAAAAGCAAGUCUGCACCUCUUCUUCCUUUUGUUACAGCUCAGCCGCAAUCCACAUUCCCAAAUGACAGGAAAAAAAAAUUGCAAUUAUGUGUUUGAAAUCCUAACCUGAAUAAAAGCGGCAAGGCAGGGAUGACAGCCCCAGGCCUUGAUUCUCCUUUACUCACCCAGAUUUUUACAUCUGUUGACUUCAAAGGAGAUAGUCCUGAUUUACAUAGAGGUAGAUACAAGCCCAUGAAUCUUCGGUUUCCAAAGGGUCAAACCGAAGUGAAGCAGGAGCCCCUGUGCAAACAUCUCAGCAUUCCUAUUAAAUCAUGUCUUUGGAGAAAGCACAUUUGCUGCUAGCAAAACUGCAGUUUCUCAUGAGCUGUUUCCCAAGGCCAGCACAGGUGUGUUUUAAAAUGUAUGGUUCUUUUAAAAUGUAUGGUUCAAUAACAUUCUUCUUGGGUGAAUUGUUCAAGCAAUGCUUUGCUGUUUCCUCCAAGCAGGGUGGGAACAAUUCUCUUAGCGGGUGCUGUGUUACUUUUAUAAAAUCAUGAGAAUGGCAAAUACAUAAGUUAUGAUACAAUGCUGCAACAUAAGACUAUUGUUCUUGGACUUCCACUUAAAAAUGGAUAAUAACUAGAGGUUUAGAAGUCUACUUCCUCUAACCGUCCUAAUUUAUAUAAUUGCUUGAAUGUAUGGAGAUAUUUGCUCUCAAGAAAUAUCAUCUUGUUUCUUUUUAAUUCAUGCAGAUAGAUAGUGAUUAGGAGUAUUCCUGAAAAUCCAUGAAUUCAUAGAAUAACUUAUAAUCUAGCCUUUGAAAGACAGCAAAUGGAGGCUUUGUGUUUUGCAUAACAUUACUCGUUGUACAGGGAUGAAAAACUGUAACUGUUUACAUCACUGAAACAUUAAAAAAAUGACAGCAACUGCCACACAAGAGGAUGGGAAAGUUUUUAUUAGCAGGUUUUUAUUUCUUCCUCAUUUUUAUUUUAGAUGGAAAACAAACUAUUCCAUUUGAAAAUAUUUUUCUGUUAUCCUUCCAUUUCUUCACUUUGCAUUUCUGUUUUCAGUCUCAUUUUCAGAUUUUAAAUAUUUGUGUAAAAAGAAGUAUCUGUUUCAGAAAGUUAGAUUUAUUUUUUAUUUCUUUGAAAAUUACGUUUUUCAGGAGGCUCACAGAAAAUGAAAUGAGAAGUCAAAACACUAAAGCAAUAUGGCAGCUUGAAAGUCAAGAGUAUUUUUGAAGUAGAAGUUAAAUAAGGAAUGUAGACAGGCCUGUGUCUGUUCUACAGUUACUGAAUUAUUUGGUUUCAUUAUUCUGGGCUUAAUAGUGUUGCUCUCUAAAAUCAAAACAAUGUUAUAAGAUCUGAUUAAGGAGCAGAAGCAGAGGAAUAAUAAUUUAUUUUAGGUUAAACCUGGAACAAGUUCCCUUCAAUAGCAAUAUAUAUAUGUUUAUCUCCAACCUCAUUAAUGUCAUGAAUGUCAGCUGUUUGUUUGUUUUUUUUAAAUAAAUUAAAUAUUGUAUGUCCUCUCUAGUAGUAGUUCCCAGCCUACAAAUCUGUGUCUUUCUUGGGAAGUAUGAGUCUAAUUCCUUUUGGAAUUGGGAACAGGCUCUCCCUGUGGCAGGUGUGAAGGUAGUGCUAGCACAGCAAGACCAUCUCCCACUUGCAGGGGGCAAUUUGAUCUUUAUUUUUGUCAUCUUGUCUGUGUGAGUAGUAGCGAUGACCAAACUGAGGAUAAAAUAGGUUCACCAGAUUUGUGGGUGUGGGAAGAGAGGAAAGGCCUGUCUGGUGAAUCACGGCUAGCAGUUACAACCAGUGGUAGACCCAACCCAGAUUUAGAAAUUAGCAAAUGGAGAUUUGUUCCUUGAUACAAUCAGUAACAUAUCUUUUUAAUUUCUCCAAGUGACUGUGAUCUCUUUCUCUCAAUUUGUCCAUCAGUUUUCAUCCAUGUGAUCAUUGAACAUCUGUUGAAAUUGGAGUUGAAAAUGUUUGAGGUGGUUUUUUUAACUGUUAGGAUUUUGCCAGACUACUUUGAAAACAAACAUUUCUGAUAUAGUGUCAGUGGUUUAUGGUAGUGGGUUGAGGUGAGGAAUAAUGUAGAACCUAAAGAAUACAUACAGGUGCAGACUGAGUUCAGAACAGCAUAAUACUGCUCAUAAGAAUAGUUUCCAUCAAUCCUAAUUGAAAUUAUUCACAUAGGUGAAGAGAGAGAAACACAACUGAAUUCAGCCUUGGCAUGUGCAUGAAUAACAGUCAGUGCAAAGCAGCACAGGGGCUGAAACAAUUGAAAACAACAGACCUUUUUACUUUUCUGUAAAAUUAAUAGUUGAUAUUGUUUCUCUUCUAACAGUUGGGUCACAGCAUUCCUACCUUGCAUAUAUGUAGACAGACAGGAGUUAUUAUUAAGAAAGUGCCCCAAGUUAAACUGUAAAUUCUUACUAAUGCAAGACCAGUUGAGGAAAUUAGGAUAAAUCUUUAAAGAUAUACACUAAAAGAACAACAGAUAAAAAAGUUACUUAUUCACAAUCAAUAAUUCAAACAGCUGCAUCCAAACUGACCUUUCUUAGACUCCUUACUCUGCCUUCCUGCAUCCCUCUGUGGAGAGGAUGAAACAGGAAUGCUUUGCCUUUCUGUUCUUAUGAAGUCAGUGCUCCAUAUUAGUGUUACUUGGAAAUCUCUCAGGAUGAAUAAAAUUAGCAGGAACAAGUAGAGUUCUCACCAGUCUUAGAGCCUGAAUAAGCCCUUAGCCAGGGGCUAAGGCUGAAUUCAAGGCUGAAUUACCACCAAGGUAUGAAUGCUUUCACGUAUUUUUGACAAUGCAAGAAGAAACGUAGCAAUAAAAAAAAAAAAGUGACCAAUUUUAUGCAGACAUGGGAAUAGACGUCAUUCUGUCCAGCUAAAAAAUAUAAAAUAGCAGCUACAAAACUGUUAUUUAAUAGAGGACCAGGAAAAUAUUUUUAUGGAUUUGGUAUAAAGCAUCUGCACUUGUUCUGGUUCUCAUGCACACAGAGGUGCUGUAGGGUUAGGUCCUGACAACCUCUUAUCUGUCUGUGCAAAUAAUACUGAGGGGUGGGAUGGUGUGUGUGGGUACAGCUUUCCCUAGAAGUGCUCCCACGGGCCCAACUUUUCCUGCUUGUCCAAAAAUAGGAGAGAGAAGCCAGUUUCCAAAGGUCUCUAGCACUAAUCCUGCCCUGACCUUUCUGAUGGCAGGAACAGUGAGGCCACAGGCUGGCCCUUGGCUCCACAUCUUGUGUAGAAACAGGAAUAUGCUAUGGAGCUCAAGCAGGCUCCUCUGGCUGAGGAACCUGAGCCUGCAGAAAGAGAGGUUGAACCAGCCCCACUAGCAAGGUUCAGGCAUUUCCCCAGCUUCUGCUAUAGUGAGGAGAUGCAAGGGAAAUCUUCCUCAGGACAGGGUGUGAAGAUGGCACAUCUUCUAAAGGCAUACCUAAAAGGCUCAAAGAGAAAAUUUUGUGGCGUUCAUCCUCAAAGGAAGGGCUGCAUAAGGCUGGGGUAUGUUUUUCUGUGUUUCCAUGAAGGCAUGAAAAGCUGCCUCCUUACGCCUCAGGUUUGGUAGUGCUUGUGGGCAGGCAGGCCUCACAGUUGAUUUUGAACACUGGAAAAUCAUUGUCCCAUGUUUUACGCCCCACUGACCUAAAAGUUUGACAAAUGGGAAGAAAAAAUUGUCAAAUUCCACUGCAUGAAGGCUUAUACGGCUAGUCUUUAUUGUCAAAAUUAAGACAGUGCAAAAAGAGGCAACCAAACCCAUGUGUGAAAAAUCAUUUGUUACAACUGAUACAUCUGACAUAUUUUUAAUCAGAUAUUAUAAUAGUAACAGAAACAAAGUGGAAAAUUGAUCAUGACUGGAACUCUGAUGAUGAAAAGUAGAAAUUGAAGAUAGAAAUAAAAUAACUAGGGAAGGCACCUAAGAAAGUACAACUAGAAAGGGUUGCUAGUACAGUGCAAUAAGUCUGGUAGAAGCUCAUCUGGAAGAUGGCAAAAUGCUGGUCCUCCAUAGUGAAGAAAGGUGAUAUUCAGUGUCCCAAGAUCAGAGAAAGGAUCAUCAGAAGGAAGAGCCCAGGUUAGAAGGGGGGAUGUAUAUGCGGUUUAUUUAGUCUAGCAAUUAUGCCUGAAUGGAGAUAAGGUUGUUGAGUCUGUAAACAUAUGAUUAGGGGUAGCACCAGGAAUAGAGAAUAACAGUUUGAAAAGUCAAUAUUGGUACCAGAAUAAAAGCAGUGGACCUGUUUAUGGACAGGUAGGUCUAUAGACAUCAAAAGGGUCACUUCAUAGGACAGCAAGAGGAAAAAGGAAUCCUGCUGUGUCUGAGGUGAAGCUUUGUGUGUGAGAUUAAUCACACUUCAAUCUAAAUGUCCAAAUAUUAGUUGACUAGGCCUAAGCAUAUUUUCUAGGCAUCUUCUAUAACAAAUGGGAAGCAAAUAGCAUCUCCAAACAUUCAUCCCAGAUAUUCUAGCAACCUAGCUCAGAACGGGCAGAAUCUCUCUGUAGGAGUGAUCUUUCAUAUUGGUCACAUGAGGAGUCACAGACAGCUAGUGUGUACUUGAUACCUGCCUUUUAGAUAGGUAAAGGCAGAUAAAGUGACUAUGACUACAUAUGUAGUAACUGGGAUACCGACAUUUUUGUAGUGGCAAUUAUAGAGUAAAUCCAUUUUUUAUAUACAUCAUACAGAAACUUACAGACAGCUUCUGACUUAAAAUCCUUGCUGUGCUGAGGUAAGCAGGCAAUUUUUCAUUGGACUCAGUGAAGCCCAGAUUUUGCCUCUUAAAUAUGAACAAGGUGAAAUAUUCAAGUCAGAGUCAUAUUAAAUGCAGACAUCUCCUACAACCAAAGACUGUUCUAUCCACUGAGCCCUUGUUUUUUCAAAGCAAGUUAUUCAGUAAAAAUGGCCAUCCAGGCAAAGUCAACAAAUGAAAAUGCAUCUAUCUGACCAUCAAACAAACCUCCUUGGAGAUGAUACGUGUUUGCAUGCGUUCUAUUGCCUUGAUCAUGUGCAGAAGUAUUUUAGACUCCAAACUGGGUUGCUUAUCCAAUGCUGCAAAAUGCUAUGUAUUAAUAGUAAGCAUUGUUCUAGCAUUAUUCUUAAAGUUUGUUUUAAUAGAUGUCACAACCAGGUCUCUUCUGGCAUUGCCUGAAUUCAAGUUGUAACUACAAGAUUGUACGAAAGCUAGAAUAGCAGUUGACAUGGCUGCAUCAUUCAUUCCUCACAAUAGUAAGCAUAUAUCGGUGUGAUAGACUGAGUACAAGCAUUAAACUCACAGUGCCUGUGCCAAAUGGGUGUACUUUAUGGAGUCAAGAGCUCCUCAGCAAUAAUUCCUUUGGAAUGGAAAAGUAGCCAGCACUUAUAAGUUAAAAGGAAUGCAUAAGAGAUAGCUGAGAAGUGCUGUCUCUUUUACAUUGAAGUUGGGUGCUGAGGUCAAAAGAACUUAUUUUACUAUGUAAUUUCUUUGCAUCUUCUGCAAAGGGAAUAGGGCUGGUUCUCUGAAGGGUAACUGAGAGUCCUUUUGAUAUUCAUGGCAGAUUGUUUUGAUGGCUACCAUCCAGAAAAUCUUAAUGGAGAAAGAAAAACACUCUGCAGGUGGAUGUAAAUACUCCUUUUUCCAGGGUUUUAUCUUAGACUCACCUCUUUGCACUGUAUAGGUUACUUUCAGAUGUUCCUUUUUAAAUAUUUCUAAACAGCAUGAGUAUUUAUCUAAUGAUGCUGUGGUGAGGUAUGAUUCAUCCUACAGGUUAGCAGAGUGCACAGCUGAAAAAAAUCUUCACAUGCAAAGUAUUGUUAACUGUUUGCUCUUCAUAAAAGGGAAGGAAAUGACUCAGGCAGGAGAAAUGGUAUGGUGAAGAUUGUUAAUGCUCUUCAGGCUGAUAGAACAAUAUUUCCUCAAAUAAAAGUAAGAGUUUCUGCAGGAAGCAUUUUCUGAUGGGAAAAGGAUUAACACUCCAGGAAGGAUACCUAAGGAAAACCAACAGAAAAUCACCCAAACUAGGCAAAUAUUUUGGAAAAGGGUUGGCAAAGAGAGAUUUAAUGGGGUUCAAGUCACAGUGAAAAGUGGAAUAUGGACAUGACUGAGAUAGUACGGUGUGCUUUGGAGAGACCAGUCUGAGAAUUUCUAUUUGCAAAGAGUAUGGGAUUAGUUCAGUAGCAGUGAAACCACACCGGCCCAUCCUGCUUAGGAGUCUCACAGUUGGAAGCAGCAGCAGAAAAUAAAGGAACUGAAUCACAAGUCAAAAAAGGUGAAACUGGGAUAAUUUUCUCUUCCUUUUCUACUCAUUGAAAAGAAAGAGGAAUUUGAAAUAUCCAACAGCAGGAAACAACACAGCAUGAAAUACUUUUGUGAAAUUACUGUCUUUCUCCAUACCUUUGUGAUUUGUAACAUUAAUCAUUAAGCUGCAACUUGCUUCAUUACUUUUAUUAAUUUUCACUAUUUGAAUGAAUUGUUCCUUCGUAUUUUCUGCCUAAAACUCAGUUAGCCUACAAUCCUGAUUCACAUGCUAGCAGGACCUUACAUCCUUAGGUAUUUCCCAUUCCAUAAUAGUGUGGAAUUAACUCUAUCUCCUUACAAACUCUGGGCCCUUCCAGCAGCACGGUGGGAGUGUAGAGACGCUUUUUUCCAGCUCUAAUUGGCUCUACCAAGGUUUUUGCUAAAUGAUGUAACUGUGUCCCUAUGAGGACUCUAGGUUUGGGAGCUUGGUGUGUUGGUGUGGCAGAAGUAGGGCUGAUUUACCUUUUACACAGAAGCAGGCACUGAUUAAGUGGUUAAAAGCAACAAUGGAUGGUUUCGUGCCAAAGUGCUGGAAUGGAAUGUGUCUGGAAGGUGGUGAGAAUGUUUGAUGCUGGAUGACGAGGAAGUUUUGCCAAGGCAUUGUUGAGGUCUCACUAUUAAGGAUGUUAAUGAAAUGUAACUACAGUCACUGUAAUGCAAAAGGAUUUGACAAAAUCUUUGUAAGGUUCUUGUGCUCUGAAUGGUGCUAAAAUAUGGAAUUUAUGUAAAUGUCAAUGAACUGAUGUUUAGUUAUUGGAAUAAGAUACUGCAGGUCUAUUGUGGGAUAUAUAAAUGAAUGUGUAAUCUAGGUGAUUUGGGUUAUUAAAAGAUGGUUCUUUGGC
Falco peregrinus (peregrine falcon) is the source of this 14647-nucleotide messenger RNA. RefSeq names its product midline 1 (gene MID1). Gene Ontology annotation, molecular function: zinc ion binding; protein binding. The coding region runs from base 180 to 2183 and encodes 667 amino acids. The record is from RefSeq and is a predicted model, not a curated record. Lineage: Eukaryota; Metazoa; Chordata; Aves; Falconiformes; Falconidae. The transcript has 10 exons.